AUGAUGGUGGAAGGAGCAGAAAGAAGAGAAAAUCCAACCCCACCGUUGUUGGACAAAAUCUCGAAGGACGAGAAUUCCAAAACCUGGAUUCUUAGUCGGAACACGUUGAUAGCAAGUUUUGGAAUAGUAAAGAUCCAAGUUUGGGAAAGUGGGUUUUCAAUUACAUAUGUUCCCAGCUGGAAAGAGUAG
Sphenostylis stenocarpa is the source of this 189-nucleotide messenger RNA. Lineage: Eukaryota; Viridiplantae; Streptophyta; Magnoliopsida; Fabales; Fabaceae. The record is from the annotation of a GenBank genome assembly.